Messenger RNA from Closterium sp. Naga37s-1, 1560 nucleotides. The record is from the annotation of a GenBank genome assembly. NCBI's taxonomy places the organism in Eukaryota, Viridiplantae, Streptophyta, Zygnematophyceae, Desmidiales, Closteriaceae.
AUGGCUAACGAAUAUGGGCCUCUGUCCAUCAUCAUCUCUGCCACGUCAGCCGUCGCAUCCGCCACGUCACCUCUCCGCCAGUUCAUCUGGUCGGCUGUGCGCCUUCAGCUUUUCCUCGCCUCCACCUGCCUUUCCGCCAUCUGCGCGCUUCCACUGCUACCCUUCCGCCUGCUCUCCGCCGCCCUUCGCGAGAACAAGGUGCGCGCAGGGGGGCGUGCCGGAUGGCAAAGGCAGGUCGGAUUCCGCACCAAGAACGCGCGCAGCAAGAACGCGCGCAGUAAGGCGGCGGGGAGCUUGCGGGUUCCUUUUUCCCAGAUCCGUCCUCACCACACUCGACCUUGCCUCUCGCUUCUCCUCGUCGCACUCCACAUGCGCGCAAGCCUAGCGGAGGCGCAGCAGCAGGGCGGGUACUGGCGCGAGGCGGCGGCGGCGCUGCAGCAGCGCGCGAAGCGGGAGGAGGCGGCGAGGGAGGCGAGCGAGGCGGCGGCGCGCGAGGCGGCGACGCGGCUGAGGAAGGCGCUAUCGCAGCGCGCGCAGCUUAAGGAGUGCCUCCAGCGCGCCGUGCGCGAGCUGGGCGAGGAGGCGGCGGCGCGGCAGGAGGCAGAGAGGGCGCUGGCGAGGGAGCGCCACCGCGGUGCGCGCCUGCAUGCCGACCUGCACGCCUCGAAAUCGCGCUGCUCCCAGCUGCAGGCUGACCUGGCGGCUGCCAGCCUGGCACUCGGGCGGCUGAGGGAAGAGCUGGCGGCAGCGACUCAGCGGCUGACGGCGUGCCAGGUGGCAGCGGAGGAGGCAGCAGCCCUGGAGGAGAGGCGAGGCGGGGCGGGUGGGGGGGGGGCGGUGUGGGGUGGCGGGGGGGAUGAUGUGCAGGAUGCGAGCAGAGGCAGGGAGGGGAGAGGGCAGCGGGGAAUGCGUGGGCGUGGGAGUCAAGUGGGGGGGACGACGAGGGUGUUUCAGGGGCGGGGAGAGGAGGCGUGGCAGGGUGAGGAGGGUGAGGGGAGUGAGGGAACUACAUCUGCAUGCACCACCGCCUCCUCCGGUUCUCACGCCCCCACUGCCACGCCACCCCCCUCUCAUCGCGCCUCCUCGCCUGCUCUCCCCCCAUCACGACAACCCCAGCCCCACGCGCUGGCCCUCGCCACUGAGCCCCUGCUGUGGCGGGCAGCCCUCAAGGCCACUGCGGCUGCACUGCUGCUCGCCACGCUGCUAGCGCUGCUCGCCUGCGUGCACCCGCAUUGCUGCCCGCCCGCCCUCCUCGCGCUGCUCGCCCUCACUGCCCUCGCUGCGCUGCUCUCUGCACUCGCCCUCGCCCUCGCCAUGCCCGCCCGCCGCCCCUCUGCCUCGCCCGCUCUCUCCCCCGCCUCCUACCGCGCUCGCAUGGUGGCAGCAGCAGCGGUGGCAGCGGUGCCGCUCCUCUGCGCCUGCUGGUUCGCCCUCGGCCUCCUCCUGCACUCCAUGCCCCCCUGGCCUGCCGUCUCAAAGGCACUCUACUCGCAUGCCCCCGCCUCGCUGGAACGCGCUGUCUUAAGUUUCUGGUUUUCUCCCUGCAGUGCUCGCCCAUAA